Molecule: messenger RNA, 1923 nt
Organism: Entelurus aequoreus (snake pipefish)
Lineage: Eukaryota; Metazoa; Chordata; Actinopteri; Syngnathiformes; Syngnathidae
Product: stromal membrane-associated protein 1-like
Exons: 6
Coding region: 1-690 (229 amino acids)
Source: RefSeq, a predicted model, not a curated record
AUGUCUGGGUCCGAGAAUCGAGCCAGUCCCAAGAAGAGUAAAGAGACAGCUGUGGACCUGCUAGGCCUAGAUGCUCCAGAUGGUUGUGGAAAAGUCAAUGAUGAACUGGACAUUUUUGGACCAAUGGUCUCAAACCCUCUCCCUUCCUCCAAGAACACACAGCAGUCUGAGAUAGGUUCCAGUGCUGUGCCUCAACUAUCAGAUCCCUCCACCUCUUCAUCUUCUUCCUCUACCUCCACCUGUACCGCCACAAAGGCAGAGGAGAAGAAGCUGUUAUCCAAAGAUUCCAUACUGUCUCUGUAUGCCAGCAGCUCCGUGGGCAGUCAGCCUCAGAGCCAGCAACAACCUGCCACUGGGCAAGGUGUGUACAUGGCCCAGACUCAGGUUCCACAGCAGGGCUUCAACACUUCAAUGGGAGGAGGGGCCAUGAUGGCAGGUGCGACGCUCCCCAAUGGCAGCUAUGCGGGCAUGCAGCAGAAUGUGAUGGCAGCCAAUGAAGGACAGAACAUGUACAGCAUGCAGCAAGGACAGUGGAGUGUGGGGCAGUUAUCUCAGCAGAUGGCGGGCAUGGCCACGAGCGGCGGAGCGCCGCCGCCACCAGCACCAGCAGCAACAGCACCAGCAGCAACUGGUUGGCCAGUAGCUCCAGCGGCGUCUGGUCAGACCCUCAGCACUCAGCUGUGGAAGUAAGACGCAUCCUGAAGCCUACGAACAGCCAACAUGACAAUUACAACACAGCUGCCAUGUUCUGUCUUAAUUGGAUCUCUUUUCGAUUUCAUGUUGGUGCUGUGACAAAAAAAAGAGCACUAUUGUAACGUUAUGAGAUAAUAUUGAGACAAUUAUUAGUCAUUGAGUGUGUACAGUAGAUAUGUGUGGUGCUUGGUCUUUGCUAGGCUCUCCUCUGUCUGUCGUACCAACCUGGUCUUCUCUAAACCGCCAGCAUAGCCUUGUGAGAGGUAAUAGUCUGACUUGUAGUGUUUGUGUCACCCUCUAACUUUAUCAGGGCCAAGGUGAAGGAUUAGUGCUGCACUAGUUUGUCUUCAGCGUCACUAGAAGUCAACUUUGAGAGCGGCCAUGAACAUAGAUGAGUGUAAAGAUGUCCAUAUCAUGACUUUAACAACAUAUCAGGACGUUUAAAGACACUGCAUGUACAGUAGUACCUCGGUUUUUGUUAGUAAAGGUCCGACAAAGAUUUAAUCCUAUUAAAUCCAACAAUCUGUUCCAGAUACUCCAAAAUAUGAACACAAAACACAUUUUAAGGAAAAGUAUUAUAGUUUUCCAUGCAGAAAAGAACAUGAAAUCCAAAAAAAUUAUGAAUUUCAAAACUCUUAUUGGCGAAGACAGCGAGGGACCACACAAACGCCAUGUUCGUACUUUGUUACGAGUUCUUUUGAAUACCUUAUUUAUCAAAGUGCUGGCACUUGCAACUUUCUUUGGCCCCAUGGUGGAUUACUUUGCAGCUGUGCUCAAUGAAAUAGAAACGUGUGGUGUGACUGUGUUUGUUAGCAAAGAACUACAGAUUUAACAGGUGAUGAUGUCAAAGAGGGAGAAUGACUUGUGGGUGAAGAGUUGAGAGCUAACAAACAUUUUGUAACAAAAAAACAUUACGAACAUGAAUACACAAUAACAUGGUCUACUAAUAUCUAAAUUACAAGUUCUAAACAGUAUGUGCAAACUAAAACAUUGUGGGCCUGAUCUACUAAAGGUGUGCGUGUAUUAGAACAAGUGCAAACUUGAUAGCACACACAAAGCUGGUCGACUAAUCAGAAUCAGAAUAGUUUUUAUUGCCAUUGUUUGAGAACGGGUUCACUAACUAGGAAUUUUUCUUGGUGCAAUCGUGCAACAUAAAACACAUAUAACACAGAAUAGGUAAUAAAAUGAGCUGUAACUGAACUAUCAGAUCUUGUUAUUGUUCAUGUGCCU